AUGGCUUCACAAGCGACCAGCAAGUCCUCUUCACAGUGGGCAGCGCGUUAUCGCGGGGCCACCGUCGAGGACCUCGACCCUCCGGCCGCGCUGUCCCUCACGCCCGCCGACAGCGUCUCCGACGCGCUGCUGUCCGCCUUUGAGCGCGACUACACGCACCUGACGGUCGUCGACGGCGCCACGCGCGCGCUCCUCGGGUACAUUGCCAUGCCGCAGCUGCAGGCGCAGCUCGACGCGGGCCGGGUGCGCGCCGACGACGCGCUGUCGGCCGUCAUGACGCGGUUCCAGCGCAAGGGCCGCACGUACCGCGUCAUUACCAUGCAGACGCCGCUCGAGGAGCUCGAGGCCUUUUUUCGGGGCGAUGGCGGUGCGGCCGGUGGUCAGGAAACGGCCGGGCCGUGGGCGCAGGAGUUUGCCGUCGUGACCGACGAGAAUAGACGGUUCGUGCUGGGCGUCGCGACGGUGCAGGACUUGGAGGAGUUUGUCAAGAGACGGCCUGCCUAG
Cordyceps militaris CM01 is the source of this 504-nucleotide messenger RNA. Its product is annotated as cystathionine beta-synthase, putative. Lineage: Eukaryota; Fungi; Ascomycota; Sordariomycetes; Hypocreales; Cordycipitaceae. The record is from RefSeq and is a predicted model, not a curated record. The coding region runs from base 1 to 504 and encodes 167 amino acids. The transcript is spliced from 2 exons.